Anguilla rostrata (American eel) is the source of this 1495-nucleotide messenger RNA. It is a transcript of the gene cnfn, whose product is annotated as cornifelin. The transcript is spliced from 4 exons. NCBI's taxonomy places the organism in Eukaryota, Metazoa, Chordata, Actinopteri, Anguilliformes, Anguillidae. The record is from RefSeq and is a predicted model, not a curated record. The coding region runs from base 229 to 579 and encodes 116 amino acids.
CUGGCGCUCGAUCCUGGGUAAAGGCGGACUGGUCACCGCUGCCCUCAUAUUCAUUGUGAUUUCAUAUUUUCCGAUAGCAACGGCAGCGUUCUGGGCCACUAUAAACACAGGCAUCAACCUAAGUACAGCAUAAGAGCGUCCAGAGACCCUCCCUUUCAUCCAGCUCCUGUUGUUCUGCUCAGGGAUACGUUGAUUUGACUGCGUCCGAACAGGACAGGUACAGCAGGCAUGGCAUACCAGACUGAAGUGAUCAGCGCUCAGCCCCAAAUGACGGUCACCAGUUACACCCUGUCCUCUAGCCCCACCGACUGGAGCUCCAACGUAUGUGACUGCUGUGACGACUGUGGAAUCUGCCUGUGUGGGGCCUUUUUGCCCUGCAUUUUGGGCUGCAAGGUAGCCCAGGAUCAGGGGGAGAGCUGCUGCCUGCCUUUCCUCCCUGGAGCCUUGAUCGCCCUGAGAACCGGCAUACGUGGCAAAUAUAACAUCUCUGGCUCUAUCUGUGAUGACUGGAUGAUCAUGUCCUGCCUGCCUCUCUGUGGGCUCUGUCAGAUGGCCAGAGAGCAGAAGAUGAGGGGCUGACAUGGGAAAGAGAUGCGUAGUCAAUGACCAUGUGAAAGAGGAAGCGCUACUCUUACCAGGAAGUUUCUGGUCGUGAGGAGUUCACCUGAACUUUGACAAUGAAAGACUCACUGUCCAUGAAUGUCACUGAAACAACCUGACCGAAACACGACACAAAUUGGUUGCCAUGGUCCCUACCUACCUUCUGACUAGAAAGCCUUACCUGCAUGUGACAUUCCUCCUUAGAGCCUGAAUAUAGACAUCUGACAAACAUUUAGAACUAACAGUUUAAGAAAGAAACUGGCAAAACAUCAUCUGGUCAGAUGAUGGGACAUUGUGCCCUAAUCUGUGACUAAUUCUGUUGUCUAUGGGAAGGUACUCGUAAACAAUUAUUAUUAUUAUUAUUAUUGCCAAGUGAUUUUAUGUUUUAUCAGCAUUUCAAGCAGUAUGUUCUUGCAUGCACAUCUCACACAGGAAAAGUUUUCAAGCCAUCGACUCUCAUUUUUGCAAUGAAAAUGAAAGUUUCAGUAUAUUAAUCAGGUUGUCUGCUGUAAAUAAGAUAAGUUUAUCAAGCAUGCAGCCUUCAUACCUAAAGAUGUAGGUUGAAAAAAAUUCAAUUCACCCUAUGAAAAUAUAUUUUUUUAAAACAUAGAAACCCAUAGCACUAUUGCAGCAGCAUUGGAUCCGGCUGUUCUCAACACUGCAGACUGAAGUGACUUUCUUACAGUAGUUCUGAAAUAAAUACUGUGAUUAGGAUAUAUUAUGAUUUUAUUAAUUUAAUUUGAUAGUCAUGACAUUUACAUGACGUUAUGAAAAUAAGAAUCAUGUUCAAUGUCAUUGUGGCACGAUUUAGAAAUGUGUCUGUAAUGGAACAUAAUUUAAAUGCAUCAGUCUGUCUAGGCUGAAAACACUGCUGAUUAUUUUCAAUAAAAAAAUG